Molecule: messenger RNA, 1277 nt
Organism: Elaeis guineensis (African oil palm)
Lineage: Eukaryota; Viridiplantae; Streptophyta; Magnoliopsida; Arecales; Arecaceae
Product: short-chain dehydrogenase TIC 32, chloroplastic
Source: RefSeq, a predicted model, not a curated record
AAAAAAAAAAAAAAGAAUCUUGGACGUCAAGUUUGACUUGUAGAAGGGCCAUCUCGUAUUAUCGCCAGGUCGUUUGGUUCAUAUCAUUCCUCAUCGGUAAAAGCCGGAGAAGGCCUUCAACGGAGUCGUGAAUCUUGUUUCUUGGGAAGGGAGAGAUGUGGCCGUUUAGCCGGAAGGGUCCUUCUGGGUUCUCGUGGUAUUCGACCGCAGAGGAAGUCACCCAAGGAUUAGAUGGCUCUGGCCUCACCGCCAUCGUCACAGGAGCAUCAAGUGGAAUUGGCUCUGAAACAGCCCGAGUUCUGUCACUGCGUGGUGUUCACGUGGUCAUGGCAGUCCGGAAUUUGUCUACUGGUGCCAGUGUCAAGGAAGCAAUAGUGAAGGAAAUUCCUACUGCAAAAGUUGAUGUCAUGCAAUUGGAUCUCACAUCAAUGGCUUCAGUGAGAAAAUUUGCUUCAGACUUCGAUAACCUGAAUCUUCCCCUGAAUAUCCUCAUUAACAAUGCAGGAGUCAUGUCAACACCCUUCACGCUUUCACAGGAUGGUAUAGAACUGCAGUUUGCAACAAACCAUGUCGGUCAUUUUCUGUUAACCCAUCUUCUGUUGGAGAACAUGAAGAAUACGUCUCGCGAAUCAAAAAUAGAAGGAAGGAUUGUUAAUGUUUCAUCAGAGGGACAUAGGUUUCCCUAUCGCGAAGGAAUUCGUUUUGAUAAGAUAAAUGAUCAAUCAGGGUAUGGCAGUUGGACUGCAUAUGGGCAAUCAAAACUUGCAAACAUAUUGCAUGCUAAUGAACUUUCCAGACGUUUUAAGGAGGAAGGUGUGGAAAUAACAGCAAAUUCUCUUCAUCCAGGAUCAAUCAUCACAAAUCUUCUGCGCUAUCACAGUUUUAUGGAUGUUCUUUCUCGUACGAUUGGGAAACUUGUACUGAAAAAUGUUCAGCAGGGGGCAGCAACGACAUGCUACGUCGCGUUGCAUCCGCAAGUCAAAGGGGUGAGUGGAAAGUAUUUUGACAGCAGUAAUAUAGGGGAGCCAAGCGCAAAAGCAAAGGAUACAGACUUGGCAAAGAAACUUUGGGACUUCACCAUGGAUUUGAUUAGCUGAUAUAUUCAUAUUGUUCUUGAAACUAGACUGCCUUCUAAUCUUUCCCAGUAUACAUGAUGCUUGUAAACCGGUCAAUUUGCUAAGGGUGUGUGCUCAUGAUACUUGAAUUAUUAAAGGUAUCAGGUGACUGGUAUUGUUUUAUUUGGUGUUUGGUUUUUGGUGCUGGGGCUUAGCUACAGG